AUGGGGGCGUACUUGACGCAUCCCAUAACGGAUAAGGAGUCGGAGAAUGGCGAGGAUGAUCGCAUACGGUAUGCAGCGGCGUCAAUGCAAGGCUGGCGAAUGACAAUGGAGGACGCCCACGCCGCGGUGCUGGACACUAACGGGGAUGGACGACCAGAGGUUUUCGCCGUCUUCGACGGUCACGGGGGCAGCGAGGUGGCAGCCUUCUGUGGGCGGCACCUACCAGCACAGCUCGCAACGGCUCUCGAGUCCAACCCGGGGGAUAUUCCCAAGGCCCUCAUAUCCACCUUCUUCAGGAUGGACGAGAUGAUGGCGCGGGAGGAGCACCGGGCGGAGCUGCAGCAGCUGGCGAGCGAGGGCAAGGAGAGCGAGGACGCGCGGCUGCGGCAGGAGGAGCGUGAAGCGCGCCGAGGCGAGGGCGAACGCAGCGCGCUCGUUGCCUCUGUGUUUGGGGCUGGUGAGGAGGAGGAGGAAGAGGAGGAGGAGGAAGAGGGGGAAGAGGGGGAAGAGGAAGAAGGGGAAGAUGAGGAGGAAGAGGAGGAAGAGGAGGAGGAAGAGGAGGAGGGGGAGGAGGUUGAGGAGGAUGAGGAAGAAGAAGAAGAGGAUGAGGAGGAUGAGGAAGGGGAAGAGGCGGAUAGUGGUGGGGAGGUGGUAGGAGAGGGGCCUAAGGGCAGGGCAGAUGCAGCGGAAGCAGCAGAGGAUAAGGGGUUAGAAAGAAUACAGGGUGGCGCGGUGGGUGGAGCAAAUGAAACUGUUGGAUGCAAAGGUGUGGAGCAGGGGGGGGAGAAUGAGGGGGGGGCGGAGCAAGGGGAGAAGCAGGGGGGGGAGAAGGAGCGGGGGGAGGAGCAGGGAGAGAAGCAGGGGGGGGAGAAGGAGCAGGGAGGGAGAAGCCGUGCGAAGCGGAAAUCAAAACCCAGGAGAAGCACGAGCGCGUUAGGGGCACAGGGGAAGGGCGCAUCUGCAGAUGAAGAGGAGAGCGGCAAAGGGAAGGGGAUGGAGAAGGAGGGGGAGAGUGGUGCAGUAAAAGUUGAGAGUAGUGGAGAGAAGGUUGAGAAUGGUGGAGAGAAGGUGGAGAGUGGUGGAGAGAAGGUGGAGGGCGGUGAGGAGAAUGGUGAGAGUGGUGGGCGUAAGAAGAAGAAGAAAGCGAACAAGAGGAAGCGGGAGGGCGAGCGGAAGGGGGGAGGGGCGAGGGCGCGCGUGCAUUCGUCUUCGCUAUCGUCUAGCCUCAUCAAGAUGUUUCUUGCUGAUGUUGUUAGGCGAGCGAAAGAAGAGAAGGAGAAGGAGGAGAAGGAUGGAGGGAAAGGGGAGGAGGGGAAGGAGGGGCAGAAAGGCAGGGAUGGAGGCAGAGUAGCAAAGGGUAAAGGACGGUUGAAGAGCAAGGGAGGAGAUGGAGGAGGGAAGGAGAAGGGGGAUGAGGGAGGGAGGGGAGUGGGGGAGACAAAAAGGGUUAAAGGUGGAGAGGAGGGGGAGGGAGAGGAGAGUGAGAAGAAAGGGAGAACGAAAGUGCAGGGCGAUGAGGGGAAGGGGGGAGAGGAGGGGGAGGGUGACACUGAGAUGGUAGCGCAGCAAGGAGCGGAGGGGCGGGAGGGGGCUGGAGGUGAGGAGUUGGAGGGAGAGGAUGAGGAGGACGAUGAGGGAUCAAAGGCCGGGUGCACAGCAGUGGUAGCAGUGGUGGCGGGGAGGCAGCUGGUGGUGGCGAAUGCGGGCGACUCGCGGUGUGUGGUGGGCCAGGGAGGCGAGGCGCCAAUCUUCAAGGUCAAAAGAGGGACAUCGACACCCCAAAAGGCCUACCGGGGACCAGAGGCCGGGUGCACAGCAGUGGUAGCAGUGGUGGCGGGGAGGCAGCCGGUGGUGGCGAAUGCUGGCGACUCGCGGUGUGUGGUGGGCCGGGGAGGCGAGGCGGUGUGUGGUGAGCCGGGGGGGAGAGACAGUGGAGAUGUCGCGAGACCUCAAGCCCCUCCCCUUCUCCAUCCCCCCACCUUGUGUGUGGUGUACCUUUCCAAUCCCCCCCACCCCCCCUCCAUGUGCGCCCACCAGCCAAUCUUCAUGGUCAAAACAGGGGCAGCGACACCUCAAAAGGCCUAUCGUGGCCCCGAGGCAGGGUGCACAGCAGUGGUAGCGGUGGUAGCAGGCCAGCAGCUGGUGGUGGCGAAUGCGGGCGACUCGCGGUGUGUGCCAAUCUUCAUGGUCAAAACAGGGGCAGCGACACCUCAAAAGGCCUAUCGUGGCCCCGAGGCAGGGUGCACAGCAGUGGUAGCGGUGGUAGCAGGCCAGCAGCUGGUGGUGGCGAAUGCGGGCGACUCGCGGUGUGUGGUGGGCCGGGGGGGAGAGGCGGUGGAGAUGUCUCGAGACCACAAGCCCACCAUGCCGGAGGAGCGCAGGCGGAUAGAGCAGGCGGGGAAAUUCGUGUCAGAUGGACGGAUCGACGGCUGCCUCAACCUCUCUCGUGCUCUAGGGGACAUGGAGUACAAGCACAGCCAAGCAGUGGUCACCUUUGUGCGGUCAAGGCUGGCCAAAGAGGUACCCCUAACGGACAUAUGUGCACAGCUCAUGGAUGCAUGCAUCGCCAAGGAUGCUCACUCGUCGCCUCUAGGCCUGGAUAACAUGACAGUAAUCAUUGCCCAGCUCAAACCCGCCAUGUGGCAAUCAGCGGCUUAG
This is a messenger RNA of Closterium sp. Yama58-4, 2658 nucleotides long. Lineage: Eukaryota; Viridiplantae; Streptophyta; Zygnematophyceae; Desmidiales; Closteriaceae. The record is from the annotation of a GenBank genome assembly.